AGACGUAGGAAUAAAGCAACUUCGCUUUCAUAAUGUUAAAAAUAGCUUCGUGUCGCUUUUUCUCCGCGAGUAGCACCCUUUGCGGGUCCUCAACGAAGGCAGCCAAGGUGCUCAACAAGCUGAUGAACGGCAGCAAAACAAAGAAGAAACGAUACUACGACGAAACAAACGACCGUGGCCCGAAGCUAAUGCCGGCGAAAUCGCUUGCCAACAGCAACCGCCAGGGCAAGGAAUCAAAUCGUCGCAUAGCGGUAUUGAACAAGCUGUUCAUGAAGAACAUUACCGACCUAAUGGCAACCGGAUCGUUUGCCAGCGAUCUGUACGGAUACGGGAUACAAAUUUCGCGUGUACGUGUAGCUCCUGAUUUUCGUGAAGCAAGCAUCUACUGGUUCUCAACCAACCUGAACAGGGACGUAAAAAUCGAUGGCAUCCUGAAGCCACUCUCUUCUCGCUUGCGCCAUGAGCUUUCGCAGCUGCGGCUGAUGGGUGAAGUUCCGCAGCUAACGUUCGUUCAGGACAAGCGAUUCUAUGUGGAGAGUUUGUUGAACAGUUUGCUGAAGCAGGCGGAUUACGGUGAGGACGAAGCAGCAGAUGAAGCCGAGCAGCUCGAACGGCAGGGAUUGGAAGAACAACGUUUGUGUGAACCGGAAAUGAGGCACGAUAUACUCGGUUUGGAUCAUGCUCAAAUUAUGAAUCGAAUCCGCCAGUCAGUCGAUAAAACUAACAAAGCGUGGAAAGUACAUCAGGAAGCACAGAAGAAGCGCGAUGAAGCUGCUACCUUGCUCGAGAGGACGAGCUUAGACUCAAAUGGAAGAAGCAAAUAA
Molecule: messenger RNA, 824 nt
Organism: Anopheles maculipalpis
Lineage: Eukaryota; Metazoa; Arthropoda; Insecta; Diptera; Culicidae
Product: putative ribosome-binding factor A, mitochondrial
Exons: 2
Coding region: 33-824 (263 amino acids)
Biological process (GO): rRNA processing
Source: RefSeq, a predicted model, not a curated record